Benincasa hispida (wax gourd) is the source of this 906-nucleotide messenger RNA. Its product is annotated as heterodimeric geranylgeranyl pyrophosphate synthase small subunit 2, chloroplastic-like. Gene Ontology annotation, molecular function: prenyltransferase activity. Lineage: Eukaryota; Viridiplantae; Streptophyta; Magnoliopsida; Cucurbitales; Cucurbitaceae. The record is from RefSeq and is a predicted model, not a curated record.
AUGGCGAUCUCUCUCAAUCUUCUUCAACUUCAAGCAAAUCCAGCACGGCCCAAGUUCUUGAAAUGGAACCCGGUCCGACCGGCGGUUUAUUUCAGAGCUCCGGCGAGGUCGACUGUCGUCAUGUCGCAGAUCACUCCGUCGUACUGGGCGACCAUAAACGAAGAUAUUGAGGAUCAUCUCCGGCAGGUCAUUCCGGCGAAGGACCCGCCGGCGGUGUUUGAACCGUUGGGCCAUUUCAUCUUCUCAGCCCCACGAAAUUCCGCUCCUGCACUUUGUAUCGCCGCCUGCGAACUCGUCGGCGGCCGCCGGGACAAGGCCAUGGCGGCGGCUACUGCUCUCCAACUCAUCCAUGCUGCGACGUACACUCGGGAAUACCCUCCACUGACGGCGCGUGAAAUCUCACGCGCCGCCGUUGUUGACCGCAUAUAUGGCGCCAACAUCCAGCUGCUGACUGGCGACGCAAUAGCUCCAAUUGUGUUUGAGAUUCUAGCGGGAUCUUGCGACUGGAGCGAGAGCGGGUCGGAGCGGGUUCAGCACGUGAUGGUGGAAAUGGCUCGCGCGAUGGGGACGGAAGGGUGGGUUGGGGGCCAAUUUCGGGGACUGGAAGAGGAGGCGACGGCGGAGGAAGUGAGCGAGAAGACGGAAGGUGGGCUACACGCUUGUGGGGGCGCGUGUGGGGCGAUAUUGGGAGGUGGAAGUGAAGAGGAAAUAGAGAAGAUGAGGAAAUAUGGAAAAUUGGUGGGGAUGGUGAAAGGAUUGUCAAAAAAUGUGUUUGGAGGGAAAGAAAAUGAGAGAAAAAGAGAGAAAAUUGAGGAGUUUAAGGUUUUGGCUUUCAAGGUAUUAGAAGGUUUCAAAGGAGAAAAAGUUCAUGAAAUCUAUGGCUUCCUUGAUUUUGAGGGGCUUUAG